Dioscorea cayenensis subsp. rotundata (Guinea yam) is the source of this 429-nucleotide messenger RNA. RefSeq lists its product as uncharacterized. The record is from RefSeq and is a predicted model, not a curated record. The transcript has a single exon. Lineage: Eukaryota; Viridiplantae; Streptophyta; Magnoliopsida; Dioscoreales; Dioscoreaceae. Bases 1 to 429 code for a protein of 142 amino acids.
AUGGCAUCUCCGACGAUUCAGAGCUACUGCAAUGGCACCGAGAUACACAAUGGAGAUGAUCUCUACAAGAAGAAAUCCAUUCAACUGCUCGAAGAGAUCGGUCUUCCAAAUGGUUUAUUUCCAUUGAAUGACAUUGAAGAGUUUGGAUAUAACCGCGAGGCAGGAUUUCUCUCGUUGAUUCAAAAGAAGAAGAAGGACCAUACCUUCAAGAAGAUCAAAAGAGCAGUGUCAUAUGCUCCUGAGGUGACUGCAUUUGUUGAGAAAGGUAAGAUGAAGAAGAUGACUGGUGUGAAGACAAAAGAACUCAUGCUUUGGCUUUCUGUUGUUGAGAAGUACAUCGAGGAUCCUUCUUCUAAGAAGAUCACUUUCAAGACUGGCACUGGCCUUUCUGAUAGCUUCCUGGUUUCGGCAUUUGAACUUGAAGAAUAA